GUUUGGACGAGCUGACGGGAAGAUGGCAGUUUCGAAAAAGGAUGCUGUGUGCCAGAGAAAACGUUUCUACAAAGAAAAACUGGUAGAAAUUUUAGAAGAAAAAGAAGAACCGAUCGAGAGAUCGGUUCUUUUAAGAAUGGCAACUAAACGACAUGGAUUUUCGAAUGACCAACGAAACUCCAUGGAUCAGGCCCUGGAAGCCAUGUUAACUAGAGGAACUGCUGAGCUUGUUUGUUUGGGCGACAAACAACACGUCCAACUCAUCGAUAAGGAUAUAUCGGUGAAUAUAAAAAAAAAGAAAAAACCCAAGGGAAAGAAAGGAAAAGCUCACCGAUUUAGGAAAGAACCAGAAGAAAAGUCCUCAAUAGGUGAUUGGCGUAAAGUGAAACCCCAGGCACCGGGGCCGUCAGAGGAUUUUGAAGAAUUAGCGGACCCGGAAUUCCCUGCACCGGGGCCCUCAAAGGACUUUGGUAAGAAUUAGCUUCGUACACACACGUGUGUGUGUGUACGAAUAAUAAUAAUUACUGCAGGGACUAUAUUGUAUACAUCUAAAUCAUCAUCAGUUCCUAUUUCUUGUGAUAUUAUUACACGUAGAAAAAGUAGGAAGAAACAAAAAAUGUGUGAAUGUUAAUUUUUAGUUUCUUUUUCAGAAACAGGGAAACGAAAGAGAGGGAAAGAAAAAAAAUAAGAGGAAGAAGACCAGGGCGAACCCAAAACCAGGAUCCUCAAUGGAGUUUGAGUAGACGAGGCGCACAGCCUUGUGAAACUAUAGCGGACUUACCUGGAGAGCAUCCUGGAGAAAACUUGCAAGUUGCCCCUUGCAGAUGAAGGAAGCUAUGCGGAAAAUGAAGUGCUUGGCAUACUCUGCCUUUCUGCAAUCAACAACUAUCAUCCUGCAAUCUAGUUUUAAGUUUUUAUUUUUUUUCAAUAAUCUUUUACGAUAAGACGGAAUCUUUUUAUUCGUUUCAAAUGACGCGCUUUGCAGAUUUUUCUUUUACCUGUAUUUAGUUUAUCUCCGUGGAACUUUUGAGGAUCUGUUGACCUUAUUGUUAAAGUUAGUUUUUCGAGUUCGCUUACUGGUUUUGUGAUGCUUGGAUUUCUCCGUAAAUUUUAACCUUGGAGAAUCUAGAGUGUUUCUUUCUAAAGUUGUUUUUUGUGUUUAUUUUAUUGUGAUAUUCUGAUUAACUUCGAUUUACUCUUAUUGCUAUUGUUUCUUUUUACCAAAAAUGGACAUCAGAGGAGUUUGGGCCAUUUUUGUUAAGGAAGAUGUUUCUCAUGUAUAUUCUGUACCUUUUCUGUUAAUAAUAUCGCAAGAAAAAGGAACUGAUGGUGAUUAGCUUUGCAAUAUGCUAGGAGGUUUAGAUCUGGAUUAUUCCUGUUUUAUUAAAAAUAGCACAAUAGUUUCGAGGAUUUCAAAGCAGCUGGCGGAUUUUUAAUAAAUCUAGCUUGCGCAUUGUUUUUGUUUUUUAUCAUGGUAUCAACACGGUGGAAUGUUUUUUUUUCAUUCAUUCAUUCAUUCGAUGGAUGGAUGGAUGAAUCUAUCUGCCAAUCUAAUUGUAUUCGUGUUUUUUACACAUGCGCGCGCGCGCAAGGCUCAGUGGAUUCCAUCGUUGCAAAAAUCCUUAUUCCAUUAUUCGUAGGAUUAAUGGAAGUAUUUUAUAUUAUUAUCAUUAUUAUUAUAUUUUUGCUGCUGUCGUUGAUGAUAAUGACAAUAAUAAUAAUGGUAAUGAUAAUAUUGAACAUUAAAAUAACAGUUAUUACGAAAUUCAUCAUAGUGACAGCAAAGAAAAGAAAAAGUUAUUGACAAGUAAAAAAAGACCUCAGCCAUUUCCUAGUUAGAAAAUAUACUCACUGAGUGAAAUGAACAAUUGAUACCCACUUCUAGGAUCCCAAAACCCGUCAAAAAUGUAAAAUAUGACAUACAGUAAGAAACAAUUUUUCUUCACACAGUUCAGUUUCGAGUAAUUUGUUUGCUCGGAUUGAUUUAAAUAGCAUUGUUAUUUCAAUAUCAGAAGAAACGUGUUUUCCAUUAUCUCAGCGUUGUAACCUUCUGCUCAUUCAGUUGACCAAAUGUAACAUUGAUCAUGCCGUGUUUGGCUACCUGUAAUAUUUUGUUUCCUUUUUUUUAAAUAUAUGUAGAUAUGAAAAGAUAA
Penaeus monodon (black tiger shrimp) is the source of this 2153-nucleotide messenger RNA. RefSeq lists its product as uncharacterized. The record is from RefSeq and is a predicted model, not a curated record. Lineage: Eukaryota; Metazoa; Arthropoda; Malacostraca; Decapoda; Penaeidae.